Molecule: messenger RNA, 767 nt
Organism: Notothenia coriiceps (black rockcod)
Lineage: Eukaryota; Metazoa; Chordata; Actinopteri; Perciformes; Nototheniidae
Gene: ndufa9a
Product: NADH:ubiquinone oxidoreductase subunit A9a
Exons: 6
Coding region: 53-739 (228 amino acids)
Cellular component (GO): mitochondrion
Molecular function (GO): protein-containing complex binding
Source: RefSeq, a predicted model, not a curated record
GUGAAGUGACGCAAGCGUAAUUUGGCCCACACGAUAUGCCGUAGUCUGAAAGAUGGCGACCUUAGCGCUGGUUAGCCGUCCUGCAGGUGUCCUUCCAAGGAUUGCAAGUGGCUGCUCCCCUGCUGUGUUGUCAGCGGCCUCCGUCACCUCCGUCCAGCAGAGGAAGCUCCACCAUGCCGUCCUCCCCAAAGGGAAAGGAGGACGCUCCUCCUCCAGUGGGAUAGCGGCGACGGUGUUUGGUGCUACAGGUUUCCUGGGGCGAUACGUGGUCAACAGGCUGGGUCGGAUUGGCUCUCAGGUUGUAAUCCCUCACCGCUGCGAUCAGUAUGAUGUCAUGUACCUUAGACCCAUGGGUGAUCUUGGACAGAUCCUUUUCAUGGACUGGGAUGCAAGGAACAAAGACUCCAUCAAACACGCUUUGGAGCACUCUAAUGUUGUCAUCAACCUGGUGGGCAGAGAGUGGGAGACAAGUAACUAUCGCUUCGAGGAUGUCUACGUGAGCAUCCCUCAGCAGAUUGCCAAGGCAGCCAGAGAGGCCGGCGUCACCAAGCUCGUCCACAUGUCUCACCUCAACGCCGACUUACGCAGCCCGUCCAAAUACCUCAGGAACAAGGCCGUAGGAGAGGCAGCAGUGAGAGAUGAGUUUCCUGACGCGAUCAUCAUGAAGCCCUCGGAGAUCUUUGGCAGGGAGGACAGGUUCUUCAACUAUUUUGCAAGUAAGACUAUUGUUUGUGAGUGAUAAGGCUUUAUUGGUAAUGUGCCAUUCU